AUGUCAGCAAUCAGGCAGAGAGUAGCGCAGCUUUCCCGGCAAGCCCGGGCAGCGCGGCCGACGGGUGUGCUGAAGAACACGAGAUCCUACGCCUCGAGCCAUGGCCACGAUCACCACGAGCAUGCCCACAAUGUCGCGGAACCGCUUGGGUCUGCGUUCUACAUCACUGUCGGCACGGUUGCCGCCUCCAUCUUCGUCUACUCGAUCUCGCGCCCCAGUGAGGACGGCCAGCCCUCGGCCAUCCACAAGUGGUUUGAGAAGAUAUCAGACUACGGCAACGAGUGGGAGACAAAGAAUCACCUUAUGACGGCAGCGCUCCAGCAAGCGGCUCAUGACAAGCAUCUCCUCUACCACGCUGAGCGGAGCAAGCAUUACGAGCUCACCUACCCUGAGGUCUUUACACAAGGUUCACCACACAACGUCCCCGCCGGUCAUUACAUCAACAUUGACAAGGUCAUCGCCCACUACAAGCAACAACAUCUCGACGAAGAAGCGCGCAAAGCAAAGAGGUUGGCUGCAGCGUCCCAGUAG
Messenger RNA from Chaetomium strumarium, 531 nucleotides. RefSeq lists its product as uncharacterized. NCBI's taxonomy places the organism in Eukaryota, Fungi, Ascomycota, Sordariomycetes, Sordariales, Chaetomiaceae. The record is from RefSeq and is a predicted model, not a curated record. The coding region runs from base 1 to 531 and encodes 176 amino acids. Gene Ontology annotation, cellular component: mitochondrion. The transcript has 3 exons.